Messenger RNA from Cutaneotrichosporon cavernicola, 1815 nucleotides. RefSeq lists its product as uncharacterized. The record is from RefSeq and is a predicted model, not a curated record. NCBI's taxonomy places the organism in Eukaryota, Fungi, Basidiomycota, Tremellomycetes, Trichosporonales, Trichosporonaceae. Bases 1 to 1815 code for a protein of 604 amino acids. The transcript is spliced from 7 exons.
AUGCGCGAGGCAGCCGAACUGAGUGGUGAUUUCUGGUGGACAGAGCCUCCGAGUCCAACGGAGCUCGCUCGUCACUUCACCCUCGGAGAAGCGACACAGGUAACCCUCGGAACCCGCAUCGACCUCGGCCUGAACAGGGCUAUGACCAUGCCACUGCCAAAGAGACAUGUCAUAUUUGACAAUCAGCUGCAAAGACCAAUCGCCUCUCCAAAAGGCAUCCCUCUUCCUCUACAAGAAUCACGGAGAGACACCGACCUCGACCUCGCAGCCGAGGCGGCGCUCUUCGCCUCCCCCAUCCCAAUGACCGGCGAACGACGCACAACAACCCUUCGCGAACGAUGGAGCUGGUACAUCUACUACGUGGGCAACUCGGGACUAGGUCCAUUCAAAUUCGCCCUGGCCGCAUGGCUCAACCUGCUCCACCGCGCCGGGUGGGAUCCCGAACUUGGUCGUGGCUCGAGUUGCAGCGACGGCGCGUGCCAUCUCCACAUGUUCGGAGCUGAGCGGAGUACCCAUUCGAUUGUGUUGAUCACCAACGCGAUCAGCUUUGGCCUGCAAGCCGCCGUCUUCCUCAUACUGGGCAGUAUGGCCGACUACGGGUCGUGGCGGCCACAUAUCGUGACUAUCGCGACGGUGAUUGGGUGGGGCGCCUGCUUUGGCUGGCUGGGGGUGAUGUCGCCGCCGCGAUGGCGCAUCGGUACCAUUCUUUAUGUCGGGGGUAUUAUGGCGUACCACGUCGCCCUUACUUUCUGGACUGCUGCGUUUCUGGCGUUGGCCCGCGACCACCCCGAGAUGCAAGACAACGAAAAGAGGCUGGCCUCAGGGGAGAUCAGCAAGGUCGAGUUUGAACACUGCGACAUGUUGGCUCGCAACAACCUCGCUCACGUGUCGUUCGCCCUUUGCUCGGCUGGAGAACUCGUCGUCCUCGCCGUGCUCUGCGCAAUCAUCCUCGCCAUUGCGCGCGGUGACCCCGAGAGCAAUACACGUGCGCUCUCAAUCGUAUGCGCAUACGCCGCUGGUGUAUGGAUCUUCUACGAACAGCAUCGCCCCGGACAACAGCUCCCGCCUGGCACAACCUACCUGACCGCCGGCUUUCGGCAGGUUUACCAUACCCUCAAGCAGUUUCAUCGACUCAAACAAACAUUCCUCUACCUCGUCGCCUACUUCUUCCUCGGUGAAUGCCUCAACGCGACCGACUUUGACACCCUCACGCUCAAUUACCUCCUCCUGGACGGCAUCGGAGCACAAGUAAUAGGUAUCUGCGUUUCGUGGCUCGUCCAACAGCGCUGGCUAUUGCGAACCAAGGCCAUGCUCCUCAUCAACGGCUUCUUCAUUCUCCUCAUCACGAUAUGGGGAUGCAUCGGCAUCACCCAGCCGAUCGGGUUCAAAAACACCUGGGAGUUCUGGUUGUAUCAGGGCUUUUACGGCGUGUUCGUCUCGCCCUUCCGUGCAGUUAGCCAGGCCAUGAUCUCUGAGGUCGUUCCGCGCGGCAAGGAGUUUUUAUUCUUCUCCCUCUUCGCCAUCGUCAGCCAAACUAGCGUAGUGGGGUUCGCCGUAGCUAGAGCCAUCAUCGACCGGUCGGGCAACACCAACUUGGCAUUCACGUUCUUGCUUGCGCUUGGCUCGGUCGCCAUGAUUAUCCUCUCCAGGGUCGAUGUCGAGCAGUCCCACUACGAAUGCAGGAAAUACCUCGAGGACGAGGCGGUGCACGUGUACCACCUCCGGCACGGACAAGUCCACGAGGUCGCCGAGAAGCUUGCGGCGCGUGACGGAGUGGGAUUGUGUAGCAUCCGCGGGGACACCUUUGUAGUGUAG